CUUGGAGCCCCAGAUAGCUUUCCCCGAAUAAAUAAUGUAAGAUUUUGAUUGCUUCCACCAUCAUUAAUCUUACUAAUUUCAAGAAGAUUAGUAGAUUCAGGUACAGGUACAGGUACAGGUUGAACAGUUUACCCUCCAUUAUCAAGAAGUCUUGGACACUCAGGACCAUCUGUUGAUUAUACAAUUUUUUCUUUACACAUAGCAGGAAUUUCAUCAAUUCUUGGGGCAAUUAAUUUUAUUUCUACAAUAAUUUAUAUACGACCAAAAGGAAUAAGAUUUGAACAAAUACCUUUAUUCGUUUGAGCAGUAAAAUUAACAGCUAUUCUUCUUUUAUUAUCUCUUCCAGUUCUAGCAGGAGCAAUUACAAUAUUAUUAACAGAUCGAAAUAUAAAUACAACUUUUUUUGAUCCUUCAGGAGGAGGAGACCCAAUCUUAUACCAACACUUAUUUUGAUUUUUCGGACACCCAGAAGUUUACAUUCUAAUUUUACCAGCCUUCGGAAUAAUUUCACACAUUAUUUCACAAAAAUCAGGAAAAAAAGAAACAUUUGGAACUCUUGGAAUAAUUUAUGCAAUAAUAACAAUUGGACUAUUAGGAUUUGUAAUAUGAGCCCACCAUAUAUUCACUGUAGGUAGAGAUGUUGAUACACGAGCUUACUUUACUGCCGCUACAAUAAUUAUUGCAAUCCCUACUAGUAUUAAAAUUUUUAGAUGAUUAGCAACUCUAUAUGGAUCUAAAAUAAAUUUUAGAUCAUCAAUACUAUGAACAUUGGGAUUCAUCUUUCUCUUUACAAUAGGAGGAUUAACAGGAAUUAUACUUUCUAACUCUUCUAUUGAUAUUAUUCUACAUGACAAAUAUUAUGUUGUAGCACAUUUUCAUUAUGUUUUAUCUAUAGGAGCAGUAUUUGGAAUUAUAGCAGGUUUCAUUUACUGAUACCCAUUAUUUACUGGAUUAACAUUAAAUAUAAAAUGAUUAAAAAUUCAAUUUACUAUUACAUUCUUAGGAGUAAAUAUAACUUUCUUUCCUCAACAUUUUUUAGGUUCAAAUGGUAUACCACGUGGAUACUCAGAUUACCCUCAUGCAUUUACAAUAUGAAAUAUUAUCUCAACAAUUGGGUCAAUUAUAUCAUUUAUUAAAGUACUAUACCUAUUUUUUAUUAUUUGAGAAAGAAUGUCAACUCAACGACAAAUUAUAUUCAUAGAAGUUACAAACUCAUCUAUUGAAUGAAAACAAAAAUUUCCACCUUCAGAUCAUAGAUAUGAAGAAAUUCCAAGAAUAAC
Messenger RNA from Neodiprion fabricii, 1280 nucleotides. Its product is annotated as cytochrome c oxidase subunit 1-like. Lineage: Eukaryota; Metazoa; Arthropoda; Insecta; Hymenoptera; Diprionidae. Gene Ontology annotation, molecular function: heme binding; cytochrome-c oxidase activity. Gene Ontology annotation, cellular component: membrane. The record is from RefSeq and is a predicted model, not a curated record. Gene Ontology annotation, biological process: electron transport coupled proton transport; mitochondrial electron transport, cytochrome c to oxygen.